UAUUAAUAAAGUGACCAAAUGACGACAAAAGUGACGCUUCGCCAUUCCUAAUAUGUCUAGUAAUAUUUCUCUUUUUAGUGACCAAAAACAUUUGGCGGGUGAAAUGGAAAGUGAACCCGACGAAGAAUCACAAGAUGCUCAAGUAAUAAAUGUAAUUCCUGUACAUUUUGAUGAGACAUACGAGGAACUCGGAGAGUCUUCGCCCCAAACUGCAGCUCCUGGAUCUGCCAAAGGAAAAUAUUAUAAGCAAACAUAUAGAAAAGCAUGGGAACAGAUGCCGGACUUUAAAGGAUGGUUAAGAGGUGUUCAAGGAGAGCCAACAAGAGCUUAUUGCAUGUACUGUGAAAAAACUUUACAUGCACACCGACUGAGUUUAUUAAAACAUACCUGCACAAUAAGACAUCAAAAAGCAGCACAAAUUCACAACAUACGUAAGAGUAAAAGUGACAAUUCUGACACCCAAGAAGAAAAUAAAAGCAUUUUGGUAAACAUGAAUGAAGAACAAAUUGUUGGAGAACACCCAGAAACAAUAAUAGAGUUUACUGAACCAUCUCAAAUUGAUGAUGUUGAACAUGAAGUAGAAGAAAUUGAAGACGAAGAGGAUGAAGAGCCAAGUUUCUCCAUACAUUUUCAAAAGUCUCGUAAUCAAAACUCAAAUGCAAUGAGCAGCACUAAACCUCCCAUUUCAACCCAUGUUCUUGACACUACCAAAGGAAUACCCGUUAAUGGACUGCAAGUGAGUCUUUAUAAACUCAUAGAGGGAAGAUGGACUUACAUAAAUGAAGGAAUAACCAGCACAGACGGCCGUUUUGCAAGUUUUUUAGAUAGGGAAAAUUUUUCUACAGGGAGAUACAAAUUGCAUUAUGAUGUAGACAGAUUCUUUGAAUCUAGGAAGCAAGAUUCUCUUUAUCCUUUCAUAGAGAUUGUCAUUGAUUGCCGAUCAUCUUCUGACCACUACCAUGUACCCCUUCUUUUAAGUCCUUAUGGAUACACAACCUACCGAGGUUCGUGAAUUUUUGUAGAUAAUGUAUUUAAUUUAUUUAGUAAAAUUCUAAUAAGAUUGAAUUAAGCAUAACUGGCAUUAAUUAUGUAUUGUAUUUAUAAUUACGGUAUUUUUCAUUUCUGUGUUUUAUAAGCUUAAUAUCAACUCGUUUUUGACCUAAUGUGUAGAUUCGUUUAGGAAAAAUUACCACAAUUUUAUGUUAGUUCCAAUAAAUGGGAUUCCGUUAUUA
Agrilus planipennis (emerald ash borer) is the source of this 1232-nucleotide messenger RNA. RefSeq lists its product as uncharacterized. Gene Ontology annotation, molecular function: hydroxyisourate hydrolase activity. The coding region runs from base 53 to 1012 and encodes 319 amino acids. The record is from RefSeq and is a predicted model, not a curated record. Gene Ontology annotation, biological process: purine nucleobase metabolic process. Lineage: Eukaryota; Metazoa; Arthropoda; Insecta; Coleoptera; Buprestidae. The transcript has 5 exons.